AUGAAGGUUUACAAAAAGGAUGAGGAGCAAUCAUCAACUAACGUAAGGGAACCAGUAAUAGCACCGCAAAUUAUUGUUAAUCCCCCAACAGAAGUGGGCGACAAUAGACCUGCUCCCACAACCGAUCGCACCUUUCCCUUAUCAUACCGCCCCACAAAUAUCUGCACAAGUGGACGUGCAAAACGUUCUACAUGUCAUGGAGAUUCGGGUGGUCCCUUAGUCUUACGACGCAAACACUCAAGAAAGCGUGUGCUUAUAGGCAUUACUUCUUUUGGCAGCAUAUUUGGCUGUAAUAAAGGAUUUCCUGCUGCAUUCACGAAGGUGACAUCAUAUCUCGAUUGGAUUAGUGAUGUGGCUGGAGUGGAACCUUAUGAAGAUAUAUCGCGUCCGCCAUUGUGGUACAAUAAAUAUAUUGAAAAUUACCCACUUAAAAAUUAUAAACCAACAAAGUUUUUAAAAGAUGAUUGUGAGAAAUGCCUUGAUAUACCCAAAACCGAAUCCAUUUACAAACCAAAACCAAAAUUUAAAGAUGAUGAAUCAUUUCAUAAAGAU
Messenger RNA from Teleopsis dalmanni, 552 nucleotides. Its product is annotated as acrosin-like. NCBI's taxonomy places the organism in Eukaryota, Metazoa, Arthropoda, Insecta, Diptera, Diopsidae. Gene Ontology annotation, biological process: proteolysis. The record is from RefSeq and is a predicted model, not a curated record. The annotation marks the transcript as partial. Gene Ontology annotation, molecular function: serine-type endopeptidase activity. The transcript has 2 exons.